Molecule: messenger RNA, 4278 nt
Organism: Mycena citricolor
Lineage: Eukaryota; Fungi; Basidiomycota; Agaricomycetes; Agaricales; Mycenaceae
Source: the annotation of a GenBank genome assembly
UAUAAAAGUCCAGCAAGAUUACUGACAAUCCCCAGCAAUCCGCCCCAGUCUCCCCAGUUCCACCAACUGCCUCACUCACUCAACAUGUUCUUCACCGUCAAGUUCCAACUGCUCUUGCUGAGCGUUUCUGCGUGUUUCGUUGCCGCUGCUCCCGUCGACCAGCGUCAAGGACCCGUCGGUGCGCAAGCUGCACCCACGGUCAGGUCUUCGCCAGGGAGGACGGGUACGUCGUCUUGGCUUUCUUCUGCUCGCUCGUCGCCGACAUCAGUAGCAGCCAUGUUCUCGGUCUUGCUCCAACCGGCGCCCUUGCUGCUCGCCACCCCCAGGCCUCCAUCAUUUUCGCUGAUGGCCAAUGGGAAAGUCCCAUUGCUCGGGCUGACCCGCCCUCGGUUACGACCAUCUUCGCUGCCAGUCAGUGGGAUGGCGCAGCCAAGGACCGGGAACAGUAGGCCACAAAAUGACCCGGCGCUCCAUAGCUUGAACGUCUGCAGGAGUUUUCUAGAUUUCCGAAAGCACAUAGAUAUUAGACUCGAAUACAGUGGAUUGAAUCAGAGGGGCGCCGCCGAGGACCGCGCGAAGGACAGCCCGAAUGGUCCCGUCUUCUUCGCCAAUGCUCAAUGGGAGGAGGAGGUUAUUCCGGUCGAUGUUCUGUAUCCGACGCGUUUUGUGGUUAUGAUGCAUCGAAAGGUUACCGGACGUGUGCACGCGGGCAAGCUGCUAAGUGGAGAGCGUCGGCUUUCUCACAAUCCCGACCAGUCACCUGCUGCACAGCCAUUCAAAUACCAUCACUCCAAGUACCCGACCAAAACACACUCAUUACAUACGAUGGGCUCCCCUCUGCCUUAUGUUUUGUUUGUAGGGAUAUGCGUCACAGUUCUCAAACAGUUCAACACUGUCGUCCCCGAACCUUAUAUGGAUGAGCCAUUCCAUAUCCCGCAGGCGCAGGCGUACUGCAAUGGAGAUUACUUGCACUGGGAUCCCAAAAUCACGACUCCCCCUGGUCUCUACGUCUCGAGUUUGAUACUCAAACACGCGUUUAUGCUGAAAUGCAAUGUCCCGAUGUUGCGACUGACGACUCUGCUCCCUCUGAUGGCACUUCCGGUUGUCGUAUCUCGUCUUUUGGCCUACCAUCAGCGUGGUCGGCUACCCAAAAUCCUGGAACCCUCGUUCGAUGCUCUCGUGCUGUCCUCAUUCCCGAUCGGAUGGUUCUUCGGCUUCUUAUACUACACGGAGGUUCCAAGCCUCCUGUUUGUCGUGGUGACCGUCGUACUUGCGAUGCAGCAAAAGCAUUGGCUGGCUGGAUUCUUCGGCCUCGUCAGCUGCACAUUCCGCCAAACCAAUGUAGUCUGGGUAUUGUAUGCCUAUGCAAUGAGCCAACUCAUGCAUUUACGUUUCCGACGAGCAAUGCCGAACGCGAAACCGCUCGAGAAAUUACAUGAUCCACCGGCCCUCGAUGCGGAACCAAGCGAUUUAGUAAGGGCUUUUGUGUCUGCUCCCAAAGUUCUGCUCGAUAUCCUUCCUGCUUUCAUACCUUACGGCUUUGUUCUCGCUUCGUUUGGCGCAUUUGUGGUCUGGAAUGGAGGCAUAGUCCUGGGAGACAAGUCUAACCACAUUCCCACUUUGCAUGUCCCUCAGCUCUACUAUUUUGUGGCAUUUGCUACAGCUUUUGGCUGGCCGGUACUUAUUAGCGGUCAAGGCGGGCCUUCGGGCCUCGUUUUCGCUGUGAAGAAUAGGAUGUUCGGUUCUGGACUCCGCAUUCUUUCAACGACUUUGUUAGUGCUUGCGAUGGGCGUCACUGUGCAUCUCUUCACAAUCCAUCACCCUUUCUUAUUAUCUGACAAUCGACACUACACUUUUUAUAUCUGGCACCGAAUCUACAUGCGGUUUCCAGCUCCUUAUCUGCUCAUUCCGAUCUAUAUUGCAUGUGGAUGGGCAUGGUUUCUUCGUGUCGGAGAGAAACAAACAAUUCUUCAAACACUGCUUCUCCCUCUACUAGUUAUCCCGACUUUGCUUCCCACCCCGCUUCUAGAGCCGAGAUACUUUCUGAUUCCGUAUAUCCUUUUGCGAGCCCAGGUUGCGGAAACUCCGACCUGGGCACUGGCGCUCGAGGGAAUCUGGUAUGCUGGAAUCAACGCGGCUACAAUGUGGCGGACACGCUCUCCCAUUUUCCGCUUCUUCCCACCUCCGUUCUCAUUCUCCACUCCAAUUUUGCACAUCAUGCCCAACGAAGGAACCCCAUCCAAGCCUACGACUAGGAGCUCCAUCCGGCAUUCGUUCAGUCUAGCAGGGAAAGCGCUAGCAGAUGUAAUCAACAAGGACUCAGAUAAGGGCAAGAAGCAUUCAAAGGAUGCCAGCUUGCGGCGCACCAGCGGAGUGGAAACCAAAGCGGUCGCACCCCGCGCGUCUUUAGGCGAUGUUCGCCCCUCGUCCAUAUCCUCUCGCCGAGCCAUGACCCCGGACUCUAAAACCGCAACGCGUCGUCGACAAUCUGUUAUCAUUGCGGGGAAAUUGUCCUUGGACGAGCCACCGUCGAAAGCCGUUGAAGCCACUUUGCAAGGCGCGGGUGUUACUCGAUCAGCUUCGCUUCGGCCUCGUCCUGGAGUCUCUGCGCUUCCCAAAUAUCGCCCAAAGUCCAUCGUGGGGGAGCCUCUGAAGUCACAUUCGCCAGCACGAGUUGGUGUGCGCCGCCGGCUUAGCACUUCCGACGAAGACGAGAAGGAGCAGCAGACGCCGCAGCAGCAGACAAAGGAAAGCCCGGAGGAAAAGCGCAGAAGGCCAAUCAGCCCACUCCCUCACCGGGCAGCUUUGAAGGCCAGUUCAGUGAGCACCAACUCCCCGUCCGGGGUCACUCCUCCAAAAGUAAAGCCAGGAACCCCAGUGUCGAUCGGCAAGGCCAAAGGCUCUCCUGUUCGACCCACGAAAAGUGUGAAAACUGGGGCUUCUUCGCAGCCAACCGCCCCACGACCUUCAUCCUCCGCUUCGUCUUCUAGCUCGUUUACUCCGCACACUCCGAAAGGUUCAACUCCCGCUCUUAAAUCGAGUAUCGCGGCCCGCCGGGCCGACAAACCGUCGGCCAGCCCGCUCAGCCAGUCACCCAAGCGUGGCCAAACGGAGUCGCCGUUCGCGAGACAGACGGAAUCCCCCCUGGCUCGCCACUCACGCAAUGCCUCGCAACGGACUGUUCCUUCAGAAUCGAGCGACGUCGGAAACAUGUCCCAUAUCUCGGAAGGAGGCAGCGAAGAUGAUGACAGCGACUCGGAAGAGGUUGAGCUGUUGCUGGCUCCUGUCGCUGUCCUCGGCGCACCGACACCUGCCAUGCCGAGACACAUCACAACACGGCGAAAGUCGCGCGCUGCUCCUCCCCAGACACCGACACGUUCUCAGCUUCCAACGCGAGCUAAUCUGUCGUACCUAUCCCCGUUGCCGCCGGACAAGGACUUUUCGCCUUCGCUUCGGCCUGACAGCAAAGGUGGUGCCAGUGCCGGACGGGGGUCUAUCCUUUCCUGGGACCAGCUUGCUAGCGAGUCAUCUCGAACCUUGGGAGAGGACGAAAUUGCCAGCAUGCUCGCCGACAUCCCUGCUCCGUUCCGCAGUGGCGCUAUGACACCAAAUCACCUCGAGGUCCCCGAGAGCCCGGCUCUCAGCGCGUUGAAUUCGCCAGGCGAGUUUGGGUCUAUCUCGCAGAUCCUGCUCCCCGAGGUGACGCCGUCGCCUGCUGUGCGAGACGGCAUGCGCUUCAACAAGGAUCCGAGCGCGCCUGCAGUCGACAGCGCGACUAUCACACUUCUUCGGCUGCAGAUCGUCUCGCUGGAAAGCACCGGCAAAGAGCGACUAUUCCAGAUGCAAGCUCUGGAGCAGCAGCUGCACGACUCGAAGCAAGCACGUGCUCGCGAUGUUCAAGAGAUGCAGACGCAGCUGGCGGUGCUCGAGGAACAACUUCGAAGCAGUCUGAUGCAGCGGGAACGAGCCGAUGAAGACCGUGCUGCCUAUGUUCGGUCGUUGGAAGAGCAGUUGGCCCAUGCAGAUGCUGCGAGGGAGCAAGCUAUCGACGACGUGGCUGCUGAUACUCGUGCUGAUGUCGAGGCUGAGGCUGAGGCGACGUUCAGAGUCCAGUACGCCAAAGCAUCUGCUGUGUCUUCAGCCCGGGCCGCCGCCAUGCAAUGGGCUUUCGUCAGGGAUUUUGCCGAAGACGAGUUGGAUGCAAUCCAAGGAGACAAGCUAGUCCUUGCUUCCCUGUUGAGUGGUCUCGACCAGCUUCAGGCUAAGCUAAGGGACUGA